Molecule: messenger RNA, 603 nt
Organism: Coregonus clupeaformis (lake whitefish)
Lineage: Eukaryota; Metazoa; Chordata; Actinopteri; Salmoniformes; Salmonidae
Product: delta-actitoxin-Amc1a-like
Exons: 1
Coding region: 1-603 (200 amino acids)
Source: RefSeq, a predicted model, not a curated record
AUGUCCACCUUCUGGAAGCCCAGGGGACAGUCCUGCUAUAGAACACCCCGUAUGUCCACCUUCUGGAAGCCCAGGGGACAGUCCUGCUAUAGAACACCCCGUAUGUCCACCUUCUGGAAUCCCAGGGGACAGUCCUGCUAUAGAACACCCCGUAUGUCCACCUUCUGGAAGCCCAGGGGACAGUCCUGCUAUAGAACACCCCGUAUGUCCACCUUCUGGAAGCCCAGGGGACAGUCCUGCUAUAGAACACCCCGUAUGUCCACCUUCUGGAAGCCCAGGGGACAGUCCUGCUAUAGAACACCCCGUAUGUCCACCUUCUGGAAGCCCAGGGGACAGUCCUGCUAUAGAACACCCCGUAUGUCCACCUUCUGGAAGCCCAGGGGACAGUCCUGCUAUAGAACACCCCGUAUGUCCACCUUCUGGAAGCCCAGGGGACAGUCCUGCUAUAGAACACCCCGUAUGUCCACCUUCUGGAAGCCCAGGGGACAGUCCUGCUAUAGAACACCCCGUAUGUCCACCUUCUGGAAGCCCAGGGGACAGUCCUGCUAUAGAACACCCCCGUAUGUCCACCUUCUGGAAUCCCAGGGGACAGUCCUGCUAUAG